AUGGACGCGCAGAUGAGGCUGAUAAUCCAGGCAACAACACUGAUUAGUGUGAUUCAGGCAUGGGUCAUGUUCAUGCACCAGAGAGCUGUUCGUCGUGCUUGGAGACCAUUGAUCCGCUAUGGUCCAUUGUUUCCCCGGGAACAGGAGAGGAUCAAAAAUCUGAACUACAUCUACAACUGCAAUGACGUCGAGGCUCUGUGGAUGCUUAGAAUGAAAAAAGCAUCAUUUGCCAGGCUUGUCGAGACCUUCAGGAGCAGGGGGCUGUUACAAGAUAGUAUCAACACCAGUGUUGAAGAGCAAGUGGUCAUAUUCCUCCAUGUUGUUGGCCAUAACCAGAGGUUCAGGGUCAUUCACAACAUGUUCAGGAGAUCAACGGAGACCAUCUCUAGGUACUUCAAGCAAGAUUGCAUUGGGGCAAUAGAUGGUACUCAUGUCACUGCAAGAGUUCUUAGGUCACAGUCUGUAGCAUACAGGAGGAGGAAGCACUACACAAGCCAGAAUGUGCUUGCUGCUGUUGACUUUGAUCUGAAGUUCACAUAUGUGCUGGCUGGCUGGGAGGGGUCAGCGCAUGAUGCUAACAUUCUCACUGACAGCAUGAGUCGACCUGAUGGGAUCAACAUCCCCGACGGCAAAUUCUACCUUGGAGAUGCUGGUUAUGCAUGUUGGUCGGGUAUUCUUCCACCCUUCAGAAAAACAAGGUACCAUCUCAACGAGUUCUCUGGUAGGAACUAUCCUAGGACUGCACAUGAGCUGUUUAAUCUCAGACACUCCGGCCUUAGAGUAACUGUUGAGAGGGCAUUUGGAGCUCUGAAGCAUAGGUUUAAGAUCCUGGAUCAGAAGCCAUUCCACCCAUACUUCACUCAGGUUAGGCUAGUUCUUGCUUGUUGCAUUCUGCAUAACUGGAUCCUCCAGUGGGGCUUUGAUGAACACGUGCCUGAGGAGGAAGAUGUCGAGCCUGACGAUGUUGUUAGCUCUGGGCAUGGUGUGAAGGCAUUUGACAAUGACGCUUGGAAAAACAAAAAGUUGGAGUGGGCAGAGGCGAUGUGGCUUAACAGAGUGGAGCGAGCAGAAACGCCUCAGCAACGCCUUCUAGAAGGAAGCGGCGCCCGCAGGCGUCGCCGUCGCCUGCCCCAGCCCAAGACUAGCAGCAAGGUCUUAACCCGGCUCUGCAUUGCCAACCACCAAGCUCAGCCAGACCACCACCGCAGUCGCGCGCCCGGCGGCCGCUGGCCCCGAGCGCCCAACAUCCGCCGCGACCACCUUCAGAUCUGGACGCCGGGCCCAGAUCUCCAUCGUUGCCACCGAUCCACGCCGGAUAACCGCCAGCCCCAUGCGCCCGCCGGUCAUCGCAGCCACCCGCAGAACUGGACGCCGGGGCCCGAUCUGCCACUCACCGGCCCCUUGGAGCCCACGGCCGCCGGCGCACAGAGCCGCCUACAGUCUCCGCGCCGUCGAACCCGCUCCUGCCUGACCCUUCUCCUCUGCUGCAGUACAACCGCGAGUACACCACGCCCUCAGCAGGGCCAUCCCCCACCAUGCGCACUCCGGAGGCCCCCACGCCUCACCUCCUCGCCAGAUCCGGCCGUCGCGCCACCGGCCGAUCCAGAUCCGCGAGCACCCAGCCGCAGCAGCCUACAAGGGCCAGCACGCCUGGGCCGGAUGCGCCGCCUGCAGCGCCGCCCAGACGCAGGCACCAGCCACGCGUGCGCCGCCGCGCCAUCUAUACACCAGACUGAGGGUGCGUACGACCCACGGCCCGACUCGCGGUGGACGGCGUGCCUCCUGGUUUACCGCCUGUGGUUCCCUCCGAAAUCCCUGAGGUACAACCACCUCUCCUCUCCCGGGGUUGGAGCUCGAUCGAUGGCCAUGGCGGUGAGGGAAGAGAAGAUGGUGAUGAUCGUCGGCCGUGACGCACAUAAGCUGGCACGGCUUCGCGAGAUCCGCUCGUGGUAUGCGACCAAAGGAGAUUUGAACCAGGAGGCCCAUUUUGGGGACGGCUCCGGUGAGGGUGUCACACGGUAG
This is a messenger RNA of Triticum aestivum (bread wheat), 2022 nucleotides long. RefSeq lists its product as uncharacterized. The coding region runs from base 1 to 2022 and encodes 673 amino acids. The record is from RefSeq and is a predicted model, not a curated record. Lineage: Eukaryota; Viridiplantae; Streptophyta; Magnoliopsida; Poales; Poaceae. The transcript is spliced from 5 exons.